AAAUUUGGUCAGUUCCAAUUAAAUAGGGCUCUCUCUCCAACUCUCUCUCUAGACCGAGUGCGCGCAGUGAACGUAGAGAGAGAGAUAAAGUAGCCGCAGUGGAAGCAAAAGAUUUCUGAUGAGAAUAAUUGCUCCGACAACAAUUCUCCAUACUCAUAGGCUGCUGCCCCUCUUCUUCUCCUCUCUCUCUCUACAAUCUCCAGGGGUGCAGAAGUUGCAGUUUGUGAAGAUAUUGCAAAGUAGGAGGGAAAUUGGAGGAACUUCUGCGAAGAGAAUGGCUUGGAGUUUAGAGAAAUGUGAUGGGCAAAGUGUGGAAUCUGCUACAAUGGGUGCUGUGCACCCCGCCACAGAGGAUUAUGCUGACGAGGCAAUCAAAGCUUUGAGGGCAGGGCAAGUGAUUGCUGUGCCUACUGAUACCCUCUACGGCUUUGCUUGUGAUGCUUGCUCGAUGGAGGCAGUUCAUCGAAUAUACGAAAUAAAAGGCCGUAAGUACACAAGCCCUCUUGCAAUUUGCGUCGGCGACGUACACGACAUACAACGCUUUGCUGUAACUGACCAUUUGCCUCACGGACUGCUCGAUUCUCUUCUUCCUGGACCCGUAACACUCGUCCUAACACGAGGGGAGUCGAGUAUUCUUGAGAAGUCGUUGAACCCUGGAUUGGAUAGUAUAGGCGUUCGAGUGCCCGAUUGUAAUUUCAUUAGGGCAGUUGCUCGUGGUUCGGGUAGUGCAUUGGCCCUCACUAGUGCAAACCUUAGUGGUCAACGAAGCAGUGUAGAUGUAAGAGAUUUCGAAAAUCUAUGGCAGCACUGCGCGUACAUCUACAACGAUGGUGUUCUUCCAUCCGGGCGUGCGGGGUCCACAGUAAUCGAUCUUACUAGUGUCGGAAAGUACAAGAUUCUAAGGCCCGGAAGUGCCGAGGAGGAGACAGUUGCGGUUCUUCAGAGAUACGAUCUGGUGGAAGAUGGCAAUGCCUCUUAACAAAGUUUGUCUGAGCUAUUUCAAAUCUGCUGCUUUCUUUUAGAGUACUCUUUAAUGUGUACAUUAUUAGAAUUUUAAUUUUAUUUUUAUUUUAUUUUAAAUACUUGGAUAGUUGAAGUGAAAUAUGUAUGUUUACUGUUUAGCCCCUGCUUCAUCCUCUUGAAUGAGAAACAUUCAAGGGUAGAAUGGGACUACUUCCACGUAUGCAGUUUAAUUAAAAAAAACAUGUUGUGCUUGUGAAAUGAAUGUAUGCAUUUUUUUAGUAA
Messenger RNA from Erythranthe guttata (spotted monkey flower), 1245 nucleotides. RefSeq names its product DHBP synthase RibB-like alpha/beta domain-containing protein. Lineage: Eukaryota; Viridiplantae; Streptophyta; Magnoliopsida; Lamiales; Phrymaceae. The record is from RefSeq and is a predicted model, not a curated record. Gene Ontology annotation, cellular component: cytoplasm. Gene Ontology annotation, biological process: regulation of translational fidelity. Gene Ontology annotation, molecular function: nucleotidyltransferase activity; tRNA binding; double-stranded RNA binding.